AUGAAUCCACAGUACAGAGAGAUGUUGCGGAGGCAGCUGCUACAGCAGCAGCAACAGCAGCAGCAGCAGCAACAGCAACAGCAGGGGAGUGCGGGCAUGACUGGAGGCAUGGCCGGACACAGCCAAUUCCAGCAGCCACAGGGACCUGGAGGUUAUCCCCCAGCCAUGCAGCCACAGCGGAUGCCUCAGCAUCUACCCAUCCAGGGCAGCUCUAUGGGUCAGAUGGCAGCCCAGCUGGGGCAGCUGGGGCAGCCAGGGCUGGGUGCAGAUGGCACGCCCAGCAUCCAGCAGGCCCUGCAGCAACGGAUUCUGCAGCAGCAGCAGAUGAAGCAGCAAACUGGGUCACCAGGCCAGCCGAACCCCAUGAGCCCCCAGCAGCACAUGCUCUCAGGACAGCCCCAGGCUUCUCACCUCCCUGGCCAGCAGAUGGCCACGUCCCUCAGUAACCAGGUGCGAUCUCCAGCCCCUGUCCAGUCUCCACGGCCCCAGUUCCAGCCACCACAUUCUAGCCCAUCACCACGGAUACAGCCCCAGACUUCGCCUCACCAUGUCUCUCCUCAGACUGGCUCCCCCCACCCCGGACUCACUGUCACCAUGGCCAGCUCCAUAGAUCAGGGACACCUGGGGAACCCCGAACAGAGUGCAAUGCUUCCACAGCUCAACACCCCCACCAGGAAUGCACUGUCCAGUGAGCUUUCCCUGUGUGCUGCAAAUGGAAGAGAAGAGGCGUUACAAGAAGUAAGUCUGGAGCAGGAGUUCAAGGCAAAAGACUUUUCCUCGGAACUAUCUGAGAUAGAAAUCUUCCCUUACACCAGUACCUGGAAUUUGGACUUAGAGACUCCUAAAUCCAAGAGAGACUUGCCGCAACAUAAGAAACCAGCAGCAGUGUGA
Elephantulus edwardii (Cape elephant shrew) is the source of this 891-nucleotide messenger RNA. RefSeq names its product CREB-binding protein-like. Lineage: Eukaryota; Metazoa; Chordata; Mammalia; Macroscelidea; Macroscelididae. The transcript has 2 exons. Bases 1 to 891 code for a protein of 296 amino acids. The record is from RefSeq and is a predicted model, not a curated record.